AUGUCCCAGAUUCUCAUGUCUAUUAUGUGGGCACUGGACAAGAAGAGGAGCAGGAGAUACAUGAUAGUAGAAAGGUUUUCAGAAGUGUUUAUCCAAAGUCGACCCAAAAGGCCGUAUUCUACUGGUGACUGUGUGGACUACAACUUCAACAGAGCCCGACCAAACACACUUCUGGAGGAGGAUGAAGAUAAAGAAGAGGCUUCAAGUGCAAUCAUUGAUCAUAUUAUGAAAGAGUUGAGGGGGAUCAACAAGAUCCAGGAGGAAAUAUCUGACCUCAGGGAUUACCUGACCUCGGUGCGUGGAUCUGUCGAGGAGAGCCAAUACCAAGAUGGUGACGUCACCAAGCUCCUGUGGACCAGACCUGGGGGAAGCCCCCCAUUUGGUAUCGACAGCAUGCCAGACCUCCGCCGGAGGAGGGCCAUCCCUCUUGUCAGUGAACUGGCGAUGUCCAUGAUCCAGUCCAGGAAGGCUGGACUCACCCACUGCCAGGCCACACGGACCUCACUGAAGGACCAAGACCUUAACACUCACGUUUAUAAGAAGACCCUGCAGGCUCUGAUCUACCCCAUCUCCUGCACCACACCGCACAACUUUGAGGUGUGGACAGCCACCACACCCACCUACUGUUAUGAGUGUGAGGGUCUACUGUGGGGCCUCGCCCGGCAGGGCAUGCGCUGUGCAGAGUGUGGGGUCAAAGUUCACGAAAAAUGCCAGGAGCUCCUGAAUGCUGACUGCCUGCAGAGGGCUGCGGAGAAGAGCUCCAAGACGGGGGCGGAGAACCGGACGCAACACAUCAUCAUGGCUAUGAAGGACAGAAUGAAGAUCCGCGAAAGAAACAAACCUGAGAUCUUUGAAGAAAUCCGUAAAGUGUUCAACGUGUCCAAGAUGGACCACUCUCAACACAUGAAGAUCAUCAAGCAGAACGUUCUGGAUGGCACCUCCAAGUGGUCGGCCAAGAUCACCAUCACAGUGGUUAGUGCACAGGGGCUCCAGGCCAAAGACAGGACGGGCUCCAGCGAUCCGUACGUCACCAUCCAGGUGGGGAAGACCAAGAAGAGGACAAAGACCAUCUAUGGCAACCUGAACCCGGUCUGGGAGGAGAAGUUCGACUUCGAGUGCCACAAUUCAUCAGACCGCAUCAAGCUGCGGGUUUGGGACGAAGACGACGACAUCAAAUCUCGAGUGAAGCAGCGUCUGAAGAGAGAGUCGGACGACUUCCUGGGUCAGACCAUCGUCGAGGUCCGAACACUGAGUGGAGAGAUGGACGUUUGGUACACCCUGGAGAAGAGAACUGACAAGUCGGCCGUGUCGGGUGCCGUUCGUCUUCAGAUCAGUGUGGAGAUUGAAGGAGAAGAGAACGUUGCUCCUUACCACGUUCAGUACACGUGUCUCCAUGAGAACAUGUUUCACUUCUCCAUGGACACCGAGGGGGGUGGCGUGGUGAAGAUCCCACCAGCUCAUGGAGAUGAUGCCUGGAAGGUGUACUUUGAUGAACUGCAGCAGGACAUCGUGGACGAGUUUGCCAUGCGUUACGGAGUGGAGUCCAUCUACCAGGCCAUGACACAUUUCUCUUGCCUGUCCUCCAAGUACAUGCUGCCUGAUGUGCCAGCAUUGAUGAGCACCCUGCUGGCCAACAUCAAUGCCUUCUUCGCCCACCCCACUGCCUCCACAAACGUCUCAGUUCCUGCCAGAUUUGCAGCCGCCAACUUCGGGAGGGAUCGGUUCGUGAAGCUCCUGGAUCAGCUGCACAACUCUCUGCGUAUCGACCUCUCCAUGUACAGAAAUAAUUUCCCAGCAAGCAGUAAAGCUCGUCUCAGCGACCUGAAGUCAACAGUGGAUCUUCUCACCAGCAUCACCUUCUUCAGGAUGAAGGUUCUCGAGCUUCCGAGUCCACCACGCGCAGCCAACGUGGUGCGGGACUGCAUCAAGGCCUGCCUGAACUCCACCUAUGAGUACAUCUUCAAUAACUGUCAGCAACUCUUCAACCACCAGUUCCAAUCUGCGGGCCAGGCGGUGAGCGAGCAAGGUCCGAGUGUCCAGAACCUGGACUUCUGGCCCAAACUCAUCACGCUCAUCGUUUCCAUCAUUGAGGAGGACAAGAACUCGUACACGGCUGUCAUCAACCAGUUUCCUCAGGAGCUGAAUGUGGGGAAAGUCAGCGCUGAGGUCCUGUGGACCCUCUUUGCUCAGGACAUGAAAUACGCUCUGGAGGAUCAUGAAAAGCAUCAACUCUGUAAGUCUGCUGACUACAUGAACCUGCACUUUAAAGUCAAGUGGCUGUACAACGAGUACGUGAGGGAGCUGCCGUCGUCCGCUGAUGUUGUUCCUGAAUACCCUGCGUGGUUUGUCCAGUUCGUCCUCGCCUGGUUGGCUGAGAACGAGGACGUGUCCACAGACUUCAUGCACGCAGCGCUGGACAGAGACAAGAGGGAGGGGUUCCAGCAGACGUCUGAGCACGCUCUGUUCUCCAGCUCCGUGGUGGACAUCUUCACUCAGCUCAACCAGAGCUUUGAGAUCAUCAAGAGACUGGAGUGUCCCGAUCCCACCGUGGUGGCCCAGUACAACCGACGCUUCGCCAAGACCAUCACCAAAGUUCUGCUGCAGUAUUGUGCCAUUCUGAGCAAGAGCUUUCCAACGUACUGUGAGAAGGAGAAGACGCCGUGUGUUCUAAUGAACAACAUCCAGCAGAUGAGGGUUCUGUUGGAGAAGAUGUUCGAGUCGAUGGGAGCCAAACAGAUGGACAUGGAGGCGGCAGACGUCCUCAACGAGCUGCAGGUGAAGCUCAGCACCAUCCUGGACAACUUCAGCAUCAUGUUUGCUAAAAGCUUCCAGAACCGGAUCAGCGGCUGCAUGCGUCAGAUGGCAGAGAUCCUGUCCCAGAUGAAAGGUCCACCCAACCCCAGCUCGGCUGAGGCAGACGCUGACGCUGCGCUCAGGCCCCUCAUGGAGGUUCUGGACAGAAACCUGAGCGUCUUUGCCGACGUCUGUGAGAAAACAGUGCUGAAGAGGAUCCUGAAGGAUCUGUGGAAAACUGUCCUGAGCAGCCUGGAGAAGACCGUCGUCCUUCCUCAGAGCAACGACAGCCUGGGAGCUCAGCUCCUCACAGCAGCUAAAGGACUCUCCAAUCUGAAGGGAGGAGCUGAAGCCAGAAGCCUUACACCCAAACAGUGUCUCAUAAUCGGUGCCGGGCUGGAGAACAUCAAGCAAUACUUCCACGCUGGAGGCAACGGUUUGAAGAAGGCGUUUGUUGAGAAAAGUCCUGAGCUGGCUUCGUUACGUUAUGCCCUGUCGCUGUACACCCAGAGCACCGACGCUCUGAUCAAAACGUUCGUCAUGACCCAACACUCCCAAGUCCAUGAUGGGAUGGGCGUCAGGAUCACAGGCAGUGAGAAGGUCCGACCUGAAAGAGGAUCCGGGGUGGAGAAGCCGAUCGGAGAGGCUGUGCUGCAGAUCGACACGAUGCUCGGGAAGGAGCGCAAGGUCAACGUCCGAGUCAUCGCCGUGAACGACAUGAAGUGGCAAACAUCCGGGAUGUUCCGGCCGUUCAUCGAGGUCUCCAUGGUGGGUCCAUUCCUGGCCGACAAGAAGCGCAAGUUCACCACAAAGUCCAAAAACAACAGCUGGACGGCAAAAUUCAACGAGACCUUCCAGUUCCUUCUGGGUAAUGAGUCCCCGGACUGCUACGAGCUCCAGGUGACGGUGAAGGACUACUGUUUCGGCCGGGCAGACCGGGUGGUGGGCGUGGCUGUGGUCCAGCUGCGAGACGUGGCAGACAGGAAGAGCUGCGUGUGCUGGUGUCCUCUGGGCCCACGCGUCCACACGGAUGAGACCGGAACCACAGUGAUGCGGAUCCUGUCCCAGAGGCUCGCUGACGAAGUGGCCAAGGAGUUCAUCAAGCUGAAGUCUGAAACCCGACCUAUGGAGGAGGGCAGGUGA
Nematolebias whitei (Rio pearlfish) is the source of this 3936-nucleotide messenger RNA. Its product is annotated as protein unc-13 homolog B. The coding region runs from base 1 to 3936 and encodes 1311 amino acids. NCBI's taxonomy places the organism in Eukaryota, Metazoa, Chordata, Actinopteri, Cyprinodontiformes, Rivulidae. Gene Ontology annotation, cellular component: synaptic vesicle membrane; neuromuscular junction; terminal bouton. The record is from RefSeq and is a predicted model, not a curated record. The transcript has 33 exons. Gene Ontology annotation, molecular function: diacylglycerol binding; calcium ion binding; phospholipid binding. Gene Ontology annotation, biological process: synaptic vesicle maturation; synaptic transmission, glutamatergic; dense core granule priming.